Messenger RNA from Cyprinodon tularosa, 2008 nucleotides. It is a transcript of the gene ddc, whose product is annotated as dopa decarboxylase. Gene Ontology annotation, molecular function: pyridoxal phosphate binding; aromatic-L-amino-acid decarboxylase activity. The transcript has 14 exons. Bases 164 to 1606 code for a protein of 480 amino acids. The record is from RefSeq and is a predicted model, not a curated record. Gene Ontology annotation, biological process: catecholamine metabolic process; amino acid metabolic process; serotonin biosynthetic process. Lineage: Eukaryota; Metazoa; Chordata; Actinopteri; Cyprinodontiformes; Cyprinodontidae.
AGGCAAGAUAAAAGGAGCAAAUGUCUCCUGGUCUGCUUACACACAGAAAUACAUUCAACACGUGCCUGGCUGUCCGUUUGACUGCUUCUGGACUCGAAAUAAAGGAAACGAAGAUUUACUCUCCAAACAGUGCUGGUGAAGCUCUCUGGAUCUGAAAGUUAUCAUGGAUGCUGCAGAGUUUCGACGCAGAGGCAAGGAGAUGGUCGACUAUGUGGCAGACUACUUGGAAAAUAUAGAACAGCGACCAGUCUACCCAGAUCUGGAACCCGGAUAUCUCCGUUCUUUAAUCCCUACGGAGGCCCCACUUGAGCCUGAGAGUUAUGAAGAAAUAAUGCAUGAUGUGGAGAGAGUCAUAAUGCCAGGGAUCACCCACUGGCACAGCCCAAACUUCUUUGCUUACUUUCCAGCAGCUUCCUCUUACCCUGCUAUGCUGGCUGAUAUGCUGUGUGGGGCCAUCGGUUGCAUUGGAUUUUCCUGGGCUGCCAGUCCAGCUUGCACAGAGUUGGAGACAGUGAUGCUAGAUUGGCUUGGGAAGAUGCUGCACCUGCCUGAGAGUUUUAUAGCGGGGACACAUGGCCACGGAGGUGGUGUCAUUCAGGGAACAGCCAGUGAAGCCACCCUGAUAUCCUUGCUUGCUGCCCGCUGCAAGGCAAUCCGACGGGUCCUGGCAACAGAUCCUAAAACAUCUGAAGCUGACAUCCUCUCUAAACUUGUGGCAUACACUUCUGAGCAGGCUCAUUCCUCUGUGGAGCGAGCAGCCCUGAUUGGAGCAAUCAUGAUGAGGAAGGUUCCUACUGAUGAAGACUACUCUGUUAGAGAGGAAAUGCUGAGAAAAAUGGUGGAAGAAGACAAAGCAGCUGGACUCAUCCCGUUUUAUUUUUGCGCCACUCUUGGCACCACACCAUCAUGCGCUUUUGAUCGUAUCAUGGAGCUGGGGCCCCUAUGUAAUAAGGAAAACAUGUGGAUGCACAUUGAUGCAGCUUAUGCUGGGAGUGCCUUUAUCUGCCCUGAAUUCAGACCUUUACUGAAUGGCAUUGAGUAUGCAGACUCUUUCAACUUCAAUCCACACAAAUGGCUUUUAGUCAACUUUGACUGCUCUGCAAUGUGGGUGAAGGAGAGAACGGACAUCAUUGGAGCUUUUAAAAUGGAACCGCUCUACCUGAAACAUGAAAACCAGGAAUCAGGGCUGGUCACAGAUUACAGGCAUUGGCAGAUUCCUCUAGGAAGGAGAUUUCGCUCUUUGAAGUUGUGGUUUGUGUUUCGUAUGUACGGACUAAAAGGCCUGCAAGCUCAUAUACGGAAGCAAGUGGCCUUGGCCAAAGAGUUUGAGAGUCUGGUCAGAGCAGACAAGAGGUUUGAGAUCUGUGCUGAAGUUGUUCUGGGACUCGUAUGCUUCAGGCUCAAGGGCUCUAACGAUCUGAACCAAACCUUACUCAAAAGGAUCACAAAGAGCAGAGAGCUCCACUUGGUACCCUGCCAGCUCUCUGGUCGCUUUGUCCUGCGCUUCGCCAUCUGUGCACGCACCACUGAGUCACGCCACAUCCAGCAAGCGUGGCGUCACAUUACACAGUUAGCCUUUGAGCUUCUGCAGGAGCAGCCACAUUGACAUAGAAUAUAGGAGGCGCUAUUGCACUUAGUUGCUAAAGUGAAAACCAAAGUUUAGACAAAAGAUAUGUGAAAUUUGCAGAUAUAAAGUGUCCAAACUUUUCCCGGCUGCCAGUAAAGUUUCAGCCUGCAGCCAGGGGAAGCAUGGGAAGUGUUUGCCAUUACUACUGUAUGUACAUGUUCGAUGGUUUUGUAGAUACAGAUACAUAUGCCUGACCUGAAAACAUGUGAAGAAACAAAAAGGGACAAGAGUCAAAGUAUUACAUUUUACAUCUGCAAUUCCUUCAUCUGUUGUCUAUCCUUCUAUCUGUCACUGUUUGGUGAUGUGGUAACAGUCUUCAACAUUGUGCACUUUCCUCCCUGCAACUUUUCUGUGCUCUAUCGGUGUCUUCUGGUUGUCAAA